UCGUCAUCGUCAUCGUCAUCGUCAUCGUCAUCGUCAUCGUCAUCGUCAUCGUCAUCGUCAUCGUCAUCGUCAUCGUCAUCGUCAUCGUCAUCGUCAUCGUCAUCGUCAUCGUCAUCGUCAUCGUCAUCGUCAUCGUCAUCGUCAUCGUCAUCGUCAUCGUCAUCGUCAUCGUCAUCGUCAUCGUCAUCGUCAUCGUCAUCGUCAUCGUCAUCGUCAUCGUCAUCGUCAUCGUCAUCGUCAUCGUCAUCGUCAUCGUCAUCGUCAUCGUCAUCGUCAUCGUCAUCGUCAUCGUCAUCGUCAUCGUCAUCGUCAUCGUCAUCGUCAUCGUCAUCGUCAUCGUCAUCGUCAUCGUCAUCGUCAUCGUCAUCGUCAUCGUCAUCGUCAUCGUCAUCGUCAUCGUCAUCGUCAUCGUCAUCGUCAUCGUCAUCGUCAUCGUCAUCGUCAUCGUCAUCGUCAUCGUCAUCGUCAUCGUCAUCGUCAUCGUCAUCGUCAUCGUCAUCGUCAUCGUCAUCGUCAUCGUCAUCGUCAUCGUCAUCGUCAUCGUCAUCGUCAUCGUCAUCGUCAUCGUCAUCGUCAUCGUCAUCGUCAUCGUCAUCGUCAUCGUCAUCGUCAUCGUCAUCGUCAUCGUCAUCGUCAUCGUCAUCGUCAUCGUCAUCGUCAUCGUCAUCGUCAUCGUCAUCGUCAUCGUCAUCGUCAUCGUCAUCGUCAUCGUCAUCGUCAUCGUCAUCGUCAUCGUCAUCGUCAUCGUCAUCGUCAUCGUCAUCGUCAUCGUCAUCGUCAUCGUCAUCGUCAUCGUCAUCGUCAUCGUCAUCGUCAUCGUCAUCGUCAUCGUCAUCGUCAUCGUCAUCGUCAUCGUCAUCGUCAUCGUCAUCGUCAUCGUCAUCGUCAUCGUCAUCGUCAUCGUCAUCGUCAUCGUCAUCGUCAUCGUCAUCGUCAUCGUCAUCGUCAUCGUCAUCGUCAUCGUCAUCGUCAUCGUCAUCGUCAUCGUCAUCGUCAUCGUCAUCGUCAUCGUCAUCGUCAUCGUCAUCGUCAUCGUCAUCGUCAUCGUCAUCGUCAUCGUCAUCGUCAUCGUCAUCGUCAUCGUCAUCGUCAUCGUCAUCGUCA
This is a messenger RNA of Schistocerca gregaria, 1104 nucleotides long. RefSeq lists its product as uncharacterized. The record is from RefSeq and is a predicted model, not a curated record. NCBI's taxonomy places the organism in Eukaryota, Metazoa, Arthropoda, Insecta, Orthoptera, Acrididae. The annotation marks the transcript as partial. The transcript has a single exon.